AGUCAAAUAGGGGAAUAUUGUUUAAAGGUGUAGGGUUAGUGCAGUGUAAGUACAAGCAACCCUGCUACACAAUACUAAACAAAUUAUGUUUAAGUUUUCUGACAAAUCAAUUGGCAAAGUUCUGCCCACUCGUAUAAAGGAAAACAGAAGUCAAGUGUUCUGCCAUUAAUCCACCUAUAUAAUUCCCUUCUUUCUUUUCUGUGAAUAGAUCUAUCAGUGUCGCCUAACUGUCAAAUCAUAGUGUGACAGACAAACCUGAAAAAAUCUCUCUUCCCUCUCACAGCUGUCAUUUCAUCUGUGUAACUUCCUCAUUCGCUGCCUUGUGUUAGAUGUGACUGAAGAGCACGCUCCUGAAACAAGAACGAAAACCGACGACCAAACCACGCACACAUAGACGCACAAAAACAGCAGCCACAGAUACAGAGCGACUGGUCAACACCUUCUCCUCCCGAUGAAGCAGCUUUAGCCUGUGUGGACAGCUUUGUUGGUGAAGGUUACCUCUUGGGGCGGCUGAACAGGACUGAGGUCAGGUAGAGAAGCUGGUUGGACUCCACUGCCAGCAUGCUCCGACAGUCUUUGAGCAUCCUGAAGCAGCUCAGCUCCACAUCGAAGUCACAAGAUGCCACUGAACUCCUGCAUGAGGACCUGGUUAUGGUGGAUCAGCGGGUGGAACCGGCCAAAAAGGCAGCUCAGGUUCUCCAUAAGAAGCUACAGGGCUGCAUGCAGAGUCAACAAGGGCUGGAGGCCGAAAAACGAAUGAAAAAACUUCCUCUGAUGCUGCUGUCUAUCAGCAUGGCAGAGAGUCUCAAAGACUUCGAUGCAGAAUCCUCAAUCAGGAGGGUGCUGGAGAUGUGCUGUUUCAUGGAGAAGAUGUUGGCCAACAUGCUAGCAGACUUUGAGGUGAAAGUGGAGAAGGAAGUCCUGGAGCCACUCAACAAGCUCAGCGAGGAUGAUUUACCAGAGAUCCUUAAGAACAAGAAACAGUUUGCAAAGCUCAGAACAGACUGGAACAAUGCAAGAAACAGGAGUCAGGCCAGCACUGGUCCCCAGGCCAAGCAGGACGGGCUCAGAGAGGAAGUAGAAGAGGCAUGGAGGAAGCUGGAGAGCAUUAAGGACCAGUACUCUGCAGACCUGUAUCACUUUGCAACUAAGGAAGAUGACUACGCUAAUUACUUCAUCCGCCUUCUCGAGCUACAAGCAGAAUACCAUAAAAGUUCACACGAGUUCCUGGACAAAAACAUUAGCGAGCUCAAAGAGAACCAUAGCCAAAAAGGCCAACCUCUAAGCACCUCUAAUAGGAAGGUCUACGGGGAGCCUCUACUCUCACAUCUGACUCAAAGCGAAAAAGAAAUUGCUGCACCUAUCCAAGAGUGUAUUCACAUGCUGCUGAGAACAGGCAUGAGAGAGGAGGGUCUGUUUCGUCUGGCUGCAGCAGCCUCGGUGGUAAAGAGGCUGAAAACUUGUCUGGAUCAAGGGACGGUCGACCACAGUGAGUUCAGUAUGGAUCCUCACGCCGUGGCAGGAGCUUUGAAGUGUUACCUUCGAGAACUUCCUGAACCUCUAAUGACCUUUGAACUGUACAGUGAUUGGUUUAAAGCAGCCGGGGAAAAAGACAUGCAAGAGAAGCUGGAGCAGUUCAGGAUGCUAUUGAAGAAACUGCCUCCUGAAAACUACAACAACCUUAGGUACCUGGUCCAGUUCUUGUCUCUGUUGUCUGAGCACCAGGCUGUAAAUAAGAUGACGCCCAGCAACAUCGCUAUCGUUCUGGGACCAAACCUGCUCUGGCCAAAAGCUGAGGGAGAAGCUGCUCUCUUUGACAUGGCGUCGGCUUCUUCAGUCCAGGUGGUGACGGUCAUUGAGCCUCUAAUUCAGUACAGCUCCAGUCUCUUCCCAGAAGCUAUUUCAUUUGAGGUCCCAGACUUACCCGAGGUCCCAGAUGUGCCUCUGCCUGCUCCUGGUACCCAGAGUCUGUUCUUGGACAAGGAGAAACUGAAAAGAACAGUUUCCUCAGCUUCAUCCACAGCAUCCUCCUGCUCCUCUUAUCACCUCCCUCUCUCCAAGACAAACAGCACAGCCUCUCAAGACAGUGGUGGCUUUUUCCUGGUCAAAUCAGGCUCUGUGAGUAGCCGCACUGGUACCACUACAUGGGGCAGCCCUACAGCUGAGACAGCAGCACCUUCCCACCAAAACACAGCAUCCUCUCUGGAUCCCGGCCCCGCUCUGGCCUCCAUUCCUUCCACUGAGAACAGCUCAACAGCGAACCAGAAGCCGGCCCCUCCUCUGAGAGCAGGAGCAUCAGCAGCAAACUCAGGUCAGACGAAGAGUCCCACCCAGAAGCAGUGCUCGGAUCAGGGCCAGCUGGAGCCGAUUUUGGAAGCACCGCCAGACUCUCCCAAAGCAUUUGUGAAGAUCACAUCACCGUAUAAACCAAAGAGAACCUUCAACCCAGGAAAACCCAACGAAGCCAGCGAGCCCCCGACAGUUCAUUACACCAAACCCAAAACCCUGGCACCUCCCAGGAGCCAGGCCCCACCACCCCCAUCCACAGCCCCUGAGGUUUCAGACUCCAGGCCCCAGCCCACGCCUGCACCCAGAGCUCAACCGCCCACCUCGAAAAAGCCGCCGCCAAGAAAACCCGGACUCAGAGCGCCAAACUGCCCUCCACCACUUCCUCCACCAUCACAGGCCAAAGAGGUUCCUUCUAUAGCUCAGUGAGAAAAAUAAAAUGUUCUUCAGAUCUGUUUUAUCCCCACUAGCAGCUGAAGCACCUUUUACAUUGUUCAAUGUGUGCUGCUCAGUAUUUGAGUGAAAAUUUUACAGCUUAUUGAAUUGUGUGGGGUCUUCCAAUGUUUUUGUUACCAGCAUCUUUUAUUUAUUAUGAUGUCCUGUAUUUUCCAUAUCUUUGUAGUGAAAGAAGAGUACACAAACAAUAAAUUCACCCACAUAUACUAAA
Molecule: messenger RNA, 2953 nt
Organism: Acanthochromis polyacanthus (spiny chromis)
Lineage: Eukaryota; Metazoa; Chordata; Actinopteri; Pomacentridae
Gene: sh3bp1
Product: SH3-domain binding protein 1
Exons: 18
Coding region: 562-2715 (717 amino acids)
Biological process (GO): regulation of actin cytoskeleton organization; regulation of Rac protein signal transduction; positive regulation of GTPase activity
Cellular component (GO): intracellular anatomical structure; cytoplasm; cytosol
Molecular function (GO): protein binding; GTPase activator activity
Source: RefSeq, a predicted model, not a curated record